Messenger RNA from Perognathus longimembris pacificus (Pacific pocket mouse), 1520 nucleotides. Its product is annotated as acetyl-CoA acetyltransferase, cytosolic. Bases 48 to 1241 code for a protein of 397 amino acids. Lineage: Eukaryota; Metazoa; Chordata; Mammalia; Rodentia; Heteromyidae. The transcript has 9 exons. Gene Ontology annotation, molecular function: acetyl-CoA C-acetyltransferase activity. Gene Ontology annotation, biological process: fatty acid beta-oxidation. The record is from RefSeq and is a predicted model, not a curated record.
CGCGGGCUGGGCCGGGCACUCGCGGAGCCACGAGCCGUCCCGGCAGGAUGCAAGCAGCCUCUGACCCCGUGGUCAUCGUCGCGGCGGCGCGGACCAGCAUCGGCUCCUUCAAUGGUGCCCUGUCCACCGUGCCGGCCCACGACCUGGGCGCCACCGUCAUCCAAGAAGUCCUGAAAAGGGCCUCGGUGGCUCCGGAGGAGGUGUCCGAGGUCAUACUCGGGCAGGUGCUGGCCGCAGGGUGUGGGCAGAACCCUGCUCGGCAGGCCAGUGUGGGUGCCGGGCUCCCCUACUCGGUGCCGGCGUGGAGCUGCCAGAUGGUGUGUGGGUCAGGCCUCAAGGCCGUGUGCCUGGCAGCCCAGUCCAUACAGAUCGGGGACGCCAGCAUCGUGGUGGCAGGAGGCAUGGAGAGCAUGAGCAAGGCUCCUCACGUGGCUCACCUGAGAACAGGCGUCAGGAUGGGUGAGAUGCCCCUGGCCGACAGCAUACUCCGUGAUGGCCUUACGGAUGCCUUUCACAACUACCACAUGGGCAUCACAGCUGAAAAUGUAGCCAAGAAAUGGCAGGUGAGUAGAGAAGAUCAGGACAAGAUUGCACUUCUGUCCCAGAACCGGACAGAGAACGCGCAGAAAGCUGGCCAUUUUGACAAAGAGAUUGUACCAGUUCUUGUAUCUUCUAGAAAAGGCCUUAAUGAAGUGAAAGUGGACGAGUUUCCUCGCCACGGGAGCAGCCUUGAAGCCAUAGCCAAGCUGAAGCCGUACUUCCUCACCGACGGCACGGGGACCGUCACCGCAGCCAACGCCUCAGGGAUCAACGACGGUGCCGCCGCGGUGGUUCUCAUGAAGAAGUCAGAAGCUGCGAAUCGUGGCCUUACACCUUUGGCACACAUAAUUUCCUGGUCACAGGCAGGUGUGGACCCUUCCAUUAUGGGAACAGGACCGAUUCCAGCCAUAAAGCAAGCCGUCUUAAAAGCAGGCUGGGCUCUGGAGGAUGUCGAUGCAUUUGAAAUCAAUGAAGCCUUUGCAUCUGUUUCUGCUGCCAUAGCUAAAGAACUUGGAUUAUGCCCAGAGAAGGUGAACAUCCAGGGCGGAGCCAUAGCCCUGGGCCACCCCCUGGGAGCCUCAGGCUGCAGGGUCCUGGUGACCCUGUUGCACACCCUGGAGAGAAUGGACAAGAGCCGAGGUGUGGCAGCCCUGUGUAUUGGAGGCGGGAUGGGAAUAGCAAUGUGUGUGCAGAGAGGGUGAACUACUUAGCACUGCUAACAAUGAUACUUGAACCUCACUCAAUUUUUAGUCAAGGGAAUUGAAACUUGUAAAUCUAAGGACCAAAGUGAGGAAGGGAACCAGUCUACAACUUCACCAGAAUGCAAGUUGACAGCUCACUGUAAUUUUAGUAUUUCAGGUGUAAGACAUUGUGUCUAACAUCGUCAUAAAUAAAGGGGAGUGAGAUCAGUCAUCAAGGGCUCCAGAGUGAACUGUAUCCUGAUAGCCCCUAUGCUUGUCAUCUUUGCUCCCAGAGUAUAA